Messenger RNA from Arvicanthis niloticus (Nile rat), 3494 nucleotides. The record is from RefSeq and is a predicted model, not a curated record. NCBI's taxonomy places the organism in Eukaryota, Metazoa, Chordata, Mammalia, Rodentia, Muridae.
CGCCGAGACAGAGCGGAAGAUGGCGGCGGAGGCGCUGCUGUCCAGUCUGUUGGGAUUGCUAUUUCUGGGGCUCCUGUUACCUGCGCAUCUGACGGGCGGUGUCGGGAGCCUGAAUUUGGAGGAGCUGAGUGAGAUGCGUUAUGGCAUCCAGAUCCUGCCGUUGCCUGUCAUGGGAGGGCAGAGUCAAGCUUCAGACGUGGUGGUUGUGUCUUCAAAGUACAAACAGCGCUAUGAGUGCCGCCUACCAGCUGGAGCUAUUCACUUCCAGCGUGAAAGGGAGGAGGAGACGCCUGCUUACCAGGGGCCCGGGAUCCCUGAAUUGUUGGGCCCAAUGAGAGACGCCCCUUGUCUGCUGAAGACCAAAGACUGGUGGACAUAUGAAUUCUGUUAUGGACGCCAUAUCCAGCAGUACCAUAUGGAAGACUCAGAGAUCAAAGGUGACAUCCUCUAUCUUGGCUACUACCAGUCAGCCUUCAACUGGGAUGAUGAAACAGCCAAGGCCUCCAAACAGCAUCGACUGAAACGCUACCACAGCCAGACCUACGGCAACGGGUCCAAAUGUGAUCUCAACGGGAAGCCCCGAGAAGCUGAAGUUCGGUUUCUGUGUGAUGAGGGCGCGGGCAUCUCUGGGGACUACAUUGAUCGAGUAGAUGAACCCUUCUCCUGCUCCUACGUACUGACCAUUCGCACGUCGCGGCUCUGCCCACACCCUCUCCUCCGGCCACCAGCCAGCGCUGCCCCACAGGCCAUUCUUUGUCACCCAGCCCUGCAGCCUGACGAGUACAUGGCUUACCUCCAGAGGCAGGCUGAGUCAAAGCAGCGUGAAGAGAAAAUCACAGAGGAAGUCCGAGACACAGACCAAGUGUGGAGUGGGAGCAAGGCUGCUGGAGCACCCCCAAAGAAAGAAGAUGUCAGGCCAGCCAAGGAAGAUAAGGAAUCAGAGCUCUGGAAAAUGCUUCAGGAGCCAGAGGAGCAGGCAGCAGGAAGAGAGGAGAUACAAGCAGGGGAACAGGACCUGAACCACGAGGCUGCAGCAGAUCCAGCUCCAAACCCUCCCAAUGAUUUUCAGAGCAAUGUGCAGGUCAAACUCAUCCGGAGUCCUGCAGACCUGAUCCGGCUGAUUGAGGAACUGAAGGCUGCAGAAAAGGGGAAGCCAAGCGUAAAGCAGGAGCAGCCUGGAGAUGACGCCACAGACACCCCUCAGAAGGAAGCGGAGGCAUCGAAGGGAAAGGGUGGUGAGCCCCGGGGUCUUGUGGACGAAGAGGAUGGUGACGAAGAGGAGGAGGAAGAGGAGGAGGAAGAGGAUGAAGAGGAGCAGCAGCUCCUGGGAGAGUUUGAGAAAGAGCUGGAGGGGAUGCUGCUGCCCUCGGACCGCGAGCGCCUCCGCUCAGAGGUUAAGGCUGGCAUGGAACAGGAGCUGGAAAACAUCAUCCAGGAGACAGAGAAGGAACUGGACCCAGAAGGGUUGAGGAAGGAGUCCGAGAGGGAGCAGGCAAUACUGGCUCUAACAUCCACUCUGGACAAACUCAUCAAGAGGCUACAGGAGAACCAGAGUCCAGAGCUUGUGCAGAAAUACAAGAAAAGGAGAGUUGUCCCCCAAAAGCCUCCCCCAUCACCACACCCUACAGAGGAGGAGCCUGAGCACAGAGUCCGGGUCCGAGUCACCAAGCUCCGUCAUGGAGGCCCCAAUCGGGACCUGACUGUCCUGGAGAUGAACCGGGAAAACCCACAGCUGAAACAGAUCGAGGGGCUGGUGACGGAAGUGCUGGAGAGGGAGGGGCUCACGGCGGAAGGCAAGAUUGAGAUCAAAAUCGUGCGACCUGGGGCUGAAGGUAAGGAGGAGGACACACGCUGGCUGACUGAUGAGGACACAAGAAACCUUAAGGAGAUUUUCUUCAAUAUCCUGGUGCAGGGAGCGGAAGAGGCCACUAAAGAGCGCCAGCGACAGAGUGAGCUGGAGAGCAAUUACCGCCGCGUGUGGGGCUCUCCCGGUGGUGAAGACACAGGAGACCUGGAUGAGUUUGACUUCUGAGACCACCCUGCCAGGCCCUUUAAGGAUUCCUGCAUCUUCCUGACCAGCUCUGCCUCCUUACCCCUGACCCUGGGGCCCGGGAGGCACGAGGGCAGAUUGGAGCCCAGCCCCGAGGGUGUAUGAGGGUGUGUGGGGACCCAUGAGGGGGAGCUGUUGCGGCUCCAGGGAGCCUCCCUAAGGCCUCAGCCAGGCCUGUGGUUCCACUCCCCAAACGUGCCCUCCUUUGCCCCUUUGGCUUUUCCUGGCCCCCAGCUUCUUAGCACUUACCCACUCUACCCAGAGACUUGAUGCGACCUUGUGAGUGGGGGAGGCAGGAACAGCAGGACUGCAGGUUUUCAGACUCCGUGAAAGCAGAUCCCCGACCCAGCCAGCUCACCCUACCCUACCUCGAUUCCCUGUUGCUGUUUGGGAGCUGUUGUCCCCCUCCCUUGGAAUCCCUACUUCCUGUCUCUGCUGUCCCCUGUGCUUCUGAGCCCAGACUAUCUCUUGUCACUGAGGGAAUGGGAGACCUUUCAUAUCACCUCACACACAAUCCCAGUGAGGAGGGUUGGGCAUGGAGCCACCCCCUCAUUCCUCAGCAAUCAGGUUUCUGAAUAAAAAACUGGACUGUCCACCCACCAGGCUUUGUUGGGAGGGCGAUCAGGUAGGAGCUCAGGGUCAGGGGCAUGUUCUUGGAUCCUGCUGGCUCUGUUUCCCAGAGAGUGUCAGUCCGCCUGGGGCACACAGGAGGCGACCAGAACAGCUGAACAAAGCCCUCCAGAUGGAGAGAGACGCUGUUCUCUCCUGAGUAAGAUGACCAGGCACCAGCCUCCAGAGGCCUGAGGGAGACCAAGGAUCAGUCUCUGGCAGUCAUCUUACAAACUGGGCUCUGAAAGGCUAAGGAUUUGGAGGCAAGUCUCAGAGGACCCUAAGAGCUGUGGAAAGCUACAGGAGACCUGUGGUCCCUCCUCUCAUCCGUUCCUACCCAGGGGCUCACAGAUGUAAGGUGAGCCCUGUACUGCUGAGUUGUACCUAGCCAGUCACUGCAGUUGGGCAGAAGCAAAUCUUUCCUAAUCCUCUCCUUCCUUACAUCCUGAAAGCCAAAAUGUGUACCACAGAGACCCUCCCACACCCACCCGGGACAUGUCCUUCCUGCGGCAUAGUCCAGAUUCCAUUUGCCAGCCAAUUCUCCCCCCCCCCCCACCCCGGGUUAUUUACUGUUCCCUGGAAAACACCUACACUCAUGACAGGGCUGCUGCCCACAUGCCAUCGUCACAGUAUUCCAGAGGCAGAUGGGCCUGGGGUUCCACCUCCUCCUGAUAACCUCGGCAGUUGUGGGUCCCUCCUGUCCCUGUGUCCUCUCCCAGCGUAGUGGGCCCUCAGGACAGUAAAGAUAAAGUUUCCCUUUUGGGUCCCCAGCUGGAGACAAAAGGGACUGAACACGACGUGCCCUGCCAUCUCCAGAAGAGUAAAAUGAUUAUUU